This is a messenger RNA of Ascoidea rubescens DSM 1968, 1818 nucleotides long. Its product is annotated as carbon catabolite-derepressing protein kinase. Gene Ontology annotation, cellular component: cytoplasm. The transcript has 2 exons. Gene Ontology annotation, biological process: protein phosphorylation; intracellular signal transduction. NCBI's taxonomy places the organism in Eukaryota, Fungi, Ascomycota, Saccharomycetes, Ascoideales, Ascoideaceae. The record is from RefSeq and is a predicted model, not a curated record. Bases 1 to 1818 code for a protein of 605 amino acids. Gene Ontology annotation, molecular function: protein serine/threonine kinase activity; ATP binding.
AUGUCAAAUAACUAUGAUCAAUCUUCUCUUUCUUUGCAACAACAGCAAAAACAAUUGCAAUUUCAACUUAGACAAUUGCAAACACAAUUAAUCCAAAAGAUCCCCUUUUCUCAAGAACAGCAUCAAUUUAUCAUACAUCUCCAAAGACAAUUUGAACAAAUAGCUAAAGAACCUUCUGCUUCUCCAGAGUUUUUAGAUCCUCUUCAAUUACAAUUAAUUGGUAAUCCUCUAUUAAGAAUAGGUAAAUACCAAAUUAUAACAACUUUAGGUGAGGGCUCUUUUGGUAAAGUCAAACUAGCUUACCAUUUAAAAACUGGUCAAAGAGUCGCUUUAAAAAUAAUAAAUCGUAAAACUUUAUCCAAAUCUGAAAUGCAAGGUAGGGUUGAAAGAGAAAUUAGUUAUUUACGUUUACUAACCCAUCCUCACAUUAUAAAACUAUAUGAUGUCAUUAAAUCAAAGGAUGAAAUUAUCAUGGUAAUUGAAUUUGCAGGUAAAGAAUUGUUUGAAUAUAUCGUUCAAAGAGGUAAAAUGACCGAAAGUGAAGCAAGAAGAUUUUUUCAACAAAUUAUCGCUGCUGUUCAGUACUGCCAUAGACAUAAAAUUGUUCACAGAGAUUUAAAACCUGAAAACUUACUAUUGGAUAGUAAAUUAAAUGUCAAAAUCGCAGAUUUCGGUUUGAGUAAUAUCAUGACUGAUGGUAAUUUCUUGAAGACUUCUUGUGGUUCUCCCAACUAUGCUGCUCCAGAAGUCAUCUCUGGGAAAUUAUACGCUGGUCCUGAAGUAGACGUUUGGAGUUGUGGUGUUAUAUUAUACGUUAUGUUAUGUGGCAGAUUACCUUUUGAUGAUGAGUUCAUUCCUGCUUUAUUUAAAAAAAUCUCCAGUGGUAUCUUCACCAUCCCUCCCUACUUGAGUGAUAAUGCUAAAAAUUUAUUACAUAAAAUGUUGGUUGUUGAUCCAAUAAAUAGAAUCACAACUCAAGAAAUAAUGGAACAUGAUUGGUUCAAAAUUGACUUCCCUGAUUACCUCAAACUUAACGAUUCAGAGAAAACUAAAGAAAUUGAUGAUGAUAUUGUCAAGGCUUUAGCGAAAACAAUGGGUUACGAUAUGGACGAAGUUUAUGACGUUCUAAAAAAUAACAUUAUCGGUAAAAAUGAAAUCAGAGAUGCCUAUGAAUUGAUGAAAGAAAACAGAACUUUAGUAGACGAUUUAAAAAAGAAAAAUAAUGAAAAUCUUAUCCAUAAUAACAAUAAUCAAACUAAUAAUAAACAAUUGACUGAUUCUGAUGACUUUAACCCUAAAAAUUCCGCUGUCAGAAUCUUACCAACUUCAAUACCAAGAAACCAUCGAAUCAUGAUGGCCAACUCAAACGACCCAAGUGUCAUUGGCAAAGUCAAUUCAAGGAAAACCAAACCAACUCGUUGGCAUUUUGGUAUAAGAUCAAAAUCUUACCCAUUGGAUGUUAUGGGCGAAAUAUACAGAGCCUUGAAAAAUCUUGGUGCUGAAUGGGCAAAACCAAAUGAAGACGAAUUAUGGACAAUUAGAGUAAGAUGGCAAUAUAGUCCAAGUUUAUCAAAUGAAAAUAAUGAACUUGAAACAAAUAAAAUAAUCCCAGAUUUAAUGAAAAUGCAAAUCCAAUUGUUCCAAUUAGAACCAAAUAAUUAUCUAGUUGACUUCAAAUUUGAUGGAUGGGAAUCAAGCGCAAACAAAGAUUUGACAUUCAACUUGGAUGACGAUGUUUCCAGUUUCUCGGCCUAUCCUUUUUUGCAUUUGGCUACACGAUUAAUUAUGGAGUUAGCUGUCAACAGUCAAGGAAACUAG